AUGAUGAACGACAUAGUCAUGAGGGCGUCCGUGGGCGAUAGGUGCGCGCAGCUGGAUGCGUACCUGGAGGAGCUGGACAUGGUGUUGGACCUCAUGUCCGGGUUUAACCUCAUCGACCUGUUCCAGGCGUCGCGUCUCACCCGGGCGAUCGGUGGCCAGCCUCUCAGGGCGACGUGGGAGCUGCACCGGAGGAUCCACUCCAUCAUGGACGCGAUGAUCAAUAAUCACAGAACGGCUAUGGAGGGCGAGGAGGACAAUGAUGCCAGUCGUGAGCAGAGGGGGGACAUACUCACCACUCUGCUCCAGUUCCAGAGGGACGACGGGAUUGGCGUGGUCGCCCUCACCCAUGAAAACAUCAGCGGCGUCCUCUUUGAUCUUUUCGUUGCAGGGUCAGAGACUACAGCCACUCCAACAAUCUGGGCAAUGUCUGAGUUGAUGAGGAACCCACAUAUAAUGGCCGCCGCACAAUCUGAAGUUCGCCGAGUCCUCCACAGCAAGACCGAGGUGAAUGAGGCCGACAAUGAUGGCCGGCUCCACUACCUACAGAUGGUCAUCAAGGAGACCUUCAGGUUGCAUCCACCGGUGCCAUUGCUCAUGCUGAGGCUUUGCACUGAGCAAACAAUGGUCAUGGGCUAUGAUAUUCCACAGGGCACCACUGUGUUCGUGAAUGUGUCAGCAAUCGGUAGGGAUGAGAAGAGCUGGACUGACGCGAGCGAGUUCAUGCCCAAGAGGUUUGACAGUGUAAAGGUUGAUUAUGGUGGUAUGGACUUCAGGUUCCUCCCAGGUGGGGCUGGACGGAGAAUGUGCCCCGGUAUGAUGUUUGGAGUGUCAAACAUCAAAAUGGCUCUUGCGAGCCUUCUCUAUCACUUCGACUGGAAGCUUCCCGAUGGUGGGAACCCGGAGAAGCUUGAUAUGAGUGAAGUGUAUGGGAUCAUGGUUCGUCGUACGACCGAGCUUGUGUUGGAAGCUACUGUUUUUGUGCCUUAA
Messenger RNA from Triticum dicoccoides, 987 nucleotides. Its product is annotated as ent-isokaurene C2/C3-hydroxylase-like. NCBI's taxonomy places the organism in Eukaryota, Viridiplantae, Streptophyta, Magnoliopsida, Poales, Poaceae. Bases 1 to 987 code for a protein of 328 amino acids. Gene Ontology annotation, molecular function: heme binding; iron ion binding; oxidoreductase activity, acting on paired donors, with incorporation or reduction of molecular oxygen. The record is from RefSeq and is a predicted model, not a curated record. The transcript is spliced from 2 exons.